Pseudozyma flocculosa PF-1 is the source of this 1998-nucleotide messenger RNA. RefSeq lists its product as uncharacterized. Gene Ontology annotation, molecular function: O-methyltransferase activity; RNA methyltransferase activity. Gene Ontology annotation, cellular component: nucleus; cytoplasm. The coding region runs from base 1 to 1998 and encodes 665 amino acids. The transcript has 4 exons. Lineage: Eukaryota; Fungi; Basidiomycota; Ustilaginomycetes; Ustilaginales; Ustilaginaceae. The record is from RefSeq and is a predicted model, not a curated record. Gene Ontology annotation, biological process: RNA methylation; siRNA processing; piRNA processing.
AUGCCCGCCAAGCUCUACUUUGACCCGUCACUCUGGCUUCAGAGGCAAGCCUGGGUCCUCACCAAAUUGCGACAGGAAAAGGUCGAUUCGGUUGUCGAUCUGGGCUGCGCCAAUGGCACGCUGCUCUCAGCACUGAUGCAGCCUGCCUUCCAGGUUGACAGCUUCCCUGCGCAGCGCUUUCCCGGAAUCGACUCGGACGCCAACGAAGGAGGGGCGGCCAAGCUGCUGCCGCCUAGGCAUUGGACGCGCGCACACGCCGACAUCAACCUCAGCCGGCUGGCUGGCCUCGACGUCGAUGCAGAGGCGCUCCGCAACGCCCGCUCCGCGCUCUCUGUUCACGGCCAGGCGAUAGCCGAGACGAGACCGCGCUGGCGCUCGCUCGAGGUCAAGCUGUUCGAGGGUCCCUUCGAGUCAUAUAACGAGAGCCUUUCCGGAUAUGAGGCCUUUGUGGCCACAGAAGUCAUCGAACACCUCGACGAGCCUGCCCUGGAGCAGUUUGGGCCCGUCGUGCUGGGACGCUACCGCCCUCGCAUCCUGCUGGUCACCACGCCCAACUACUGCUUCAACGCGCACUUUGGCGGCGACCUCUCCACGCGACCAGGCUUUCCGGACCCCUCCGGCCGCACCAAUCGCGUCUUCCGCCACGACGACCACAAGUUUGAGUGGACGCCCGACGAGUUCCGACAGUGGUGCGAGGCGACGGCCGAGGCUCACGGCUACGAUGUCGAAGUCGGCGGAGUCGGACAGGGAAUCCACCGACGCAGCCCUGGCGAAUCGUCGUCCAACGGCGGGGCGAGGACGAGACGACCGCGGACGGGCGACGAUGAAGAUGCGACGCUGCGCUACGCCAGCCAGACGGCCAUCUUCCGCCGCCGCUCGGCCUCGCCUCGUUCUCAGAACGGCGAGGCGAGCGAAGGGCCAGCUCCUGACACCGAGUACUUCAGCAUCAACUCGAGCCUGGGCCAGGCCGGAUCGUCCGUGCCCGCGGUGUCCGUCCCGCCGAUGCGCGACCAGCACUGCGGCGAGACGAGCCGCGACGAAGACGACGACGAUGGCGGUGACGACGACGACGACGAACCUCGGGGUCGACGAGCGAGGAGCAGGAGGCCCGAGAACCUGCCGUUCCUGAGCAGUCCGUCGCCCGCCGCGGCGCUCGUGCCGCAGGUGGCCCUCGAGACGCUCUCUCGGGUACCCGUGCCGGCCACGCCCUUUGCUCAGGACACUUUUGCCAGCGCGGCACUGGCACACCGUUUGCUCUGGGACGAGUUCUACCCUUGCUGGCCUUCCUCGGGCUUCGGUGGAGCGGUGGAUGCAUUCGGCAGGCUGUCGCGCAGCCCGCCCAAAGGCCUCCUGCGCGACGCCAGGCAGCAGGCGACCGAGGUCCGCUCAACCGAUGAGAUCCUCGCAGCGGUGGUGGAGAAGCAGAGGCAGCUCUUCAUCGCAGCGCAGUGGAGCGACUACGACGAGGGGGGAGCCAAGCUGAGCGGCCAGGCCCCAAGGUGGGAGGCCAAGGCCAAGCUGCUCGACGUUUGGUACGACGACCAGGUGCGCGGAUCCUGCGCCGGUAGGAUCGGCGUGCUGCUGGAUGCGCUGCGGCUCUCGGCCGCCCAAGCCGACGCGCUGUCCCAGGGCACCGCCAAGCUGUCGUUGUCCGGCCUCGGCCAUGGCGAGAGGCCGGUGCAGGUGCGGCGGGAGGAGACCAUCGUCGGCGUAUCCAACAGCGGCGAGUGGGAGCUGCGCAUCGUCACCGACCACCGGGAGCUCGCUGAGCCGGAGGCCGCCAACGAGCAGCGAGGCACCAACGACAACGGCAACGGCCGCGCGGCGGCAGAGGACGCGGCGGCAGACUUUGACUCGGAGCUCUGGCUCGUGCACACGAGGCACGACACGGUCAAGCUGUGGCACGACAAGGUGCAAGAGGCCAAGCGCUGGAUCCCGCAGAGCUACGCCAAGCCGUGGAAGAGCAAGGCCUCGGUCCCGCCCGCCUCGUGGGAUUGA